AUGUCCCAACUUGAGUUCAGUAAUAUUUUUAUCGAAGACACCGGAAUCCUCGAAAAUGGUUUCAUUAGAUUUACGGACUCUGGUCUACAGUUCAAAAACAAUAAAACUGGAAAAGUAUCGAACAUUGCGUCAGAUGAGAUUGAUGAUUUGAGAUGGCAAAGACUCGGAAAUAAGCCAGGCCUUCGUGUUGGUCUCAAUGAUGGCGAUUGUGUUCGAUUCGGAGGUUUUAAAGAUACGGAUUUCGAACAAGUCAAAUCUUUCACUAGCCAAAAUUGGUCGAAGAAUCUCGAACAAGUGGAAAUGGUUCUAAAAGGAUGGAAUUACGGAAAUUGUAAAGUUAAAGGAAAAUCAGUGGAAUUUAGCUGGGAAGACAAACCGAUUUUCGAAAUCCCGUGCUCAAACGUGUCGCAGUGCAUUGGAAAUAAAAAUGAAGCAACUUUGGAAUUUCAUCAAAAUGAUGAUUGUCCAGUAAGUCUUAUGGAAAUGAGGUUCCAUAUGCCAAUAAACGAUGAAGAAGAAGAUCAUGACCCCGUCGAGGAGUUCAAGCGAGCUGUUCUGGAGUUCGCUGGUCUUGAAACGGAAACCGGACAGGCGAUUGCCACACUUCAGGAGAUUUUGUGCACCACUCCACGUGGUCGUUACGAUAUCAAAAUUUAUCCAAAUCAUUUAUCGCUUCAUGGAAAAACAUACGAUUACAAGAUUCCGAUCAAGACAAUCACCAGAUUGUUCCUUGUUCCACAUAAGGACGGCCGACAUGUUUAUUUUGUGAUUUCAUUAAAUCCUCCAAUCCGACAAGGUCAAACCAGAUACAGUUAUCUCGUCCUUGAGUUUAUAAAAGACGAGGAUAUUGAUCUUGAACUUGGACUCACCGAAGAACAAAUCGAUGAACAAUAUGGUGGAAAAUUGGAACGUGAGAUGUCUGGAGCCCUUUACGAGAUCGUUUCGAAGCUUUUCCGCGUUCUUGUUAACAUGAAAAUUACUGUUCCAGGAACAUUUAUUGGUCAUUCUGGUACGCCGGCAAUUCAAGCUGCUCAUCGUCAAAAUCCGGGAUUGUUUUAUCCACUCGAGAAAGGUUUCUUGUACAUACACAAACCGCCGAUGUAUGUGCGUUACGAAGAAGUAAGCUCAGUUCAUUUCGCGCGAUCUGAUGGAGGAAAUGUUACUCGAACAUUUGAUUUUGAAAUUGAGCUGAAAAACGGACAAUCACUUCUGUUCAACUCCGUUGAAAAGGAAGAGUAUAAUAAGCUUUACGAUUAUGUGCAAAAUAAGCAUUUGCGAAUUCGUAAUGCUAAACGAAUGGAUGUCUACGCCGAAGAUAAGUUUGCGGGAAGUGAUGACGAAAUCGAUCCAUAUAAGGCAGCUGUUAAAGCCGAAGGACGUAUACGCGAUGAUGAAGAGAGCGAUGAUUCUGAUAGCGAAGACGAAGACUACGAUCUGGAUGCGGACUUGAAGAAACGUGAAAAGGAGAAAGAGUCAUCUGAAGGAAGUGGAUCUGAGCCAGACGAUGAAUAUGAUUCUGGAUCCGCAUCGGAUGAUUCUGGCACCGGAGAAUCCGAGCCUGAUGACGAAGUUCCAAAGAAGAAAAAACGAGAAGUAAAGGAAAAGAAGCCAAAGGAGGAGAAGGAAGGAAAAGGAAAGAAAGGAAAAGUUAAAAAGGAUCCAAACGCUCCAAAACGUCCUUCGACUGCAUUCAUGCUUUGGAUGAAUCAGAAUCGGUCAACUAUCAAAAAGGAUGGAGACUCAGUUGGUGAAACGGCAAAACGAGCCGGAGAAAUGUGGAAGACUCUUGAUUCUUCCGAGAAAAAGAAGUGGGAUGAGAAAGCCGCUGAAGACAAAGCCCGGUACGAGAGUGAGAUGAAGGAAUACAAGAAGAGCGGAUCUGCUGCUGCCUUUGCUGCUUCUUCGAGUUCUUCGAAACCUUCGACUUCCAGCGCAAAACCUAAGAAGAGUGUUGGACCGUCUCCAUCAAAAGCAAAAUCGAAAGAAUAUAUAUCGGAAAGUGAUGAUUCGGAUGAUGAAGAUGAAAAGCCGAAGAAGAAGGAGAAAAAGACUGUUGAGCCGGAAGAAAGCGAGCAGGAAUCGGAAGAUUCGGAUUCUGAUUAA
Messenger RNA from Caenorhabditis bovis, 2103 nucleotides. The record is from the annotation of a GenBank genome assembly. NCBI's taxonomy places the organism in Eukaryota, Metazoa, Nematoda, Chromadorea, Rhabditida, Rhabditidae.